This is a messenger RNA of Magallana angulata, 2524 nucleotides long. RefSeq lists its product as uncharacterized. Gene Ontology annotation, molecular function: structural constituent of ribosome. Gene Ontology annotation, cellular component: cytosolic large ribosomal subunit; ribosome. Gene Ontology annotation, biological process: cytoplasmic translation. Lineage: Eukaryota; Metazoa; Mollusca; Bivalvia; Ostreida; Ostreidae. The record is from RefSeq and is a predicted model, not a curated record. The coding region runs from base 32 to 2509 and encodes 825 amino acids. The transcript is spliced from 5 exons.
AGAUGUUCUAUUGUUUUAAAAUUAAAAUUUGAUGUUGGGAAAUAUAUUUCAGAAUAUGGCCCCAAGAACUAAAGGUUCAAAGAAGGGUGACAAGAAGGUUUUGACUGAGGUCAUCACCAAGGAAUGCACCAUCCAUAUGCACAAGAGGAUCCAUGGAAUUGGAUUCAAGAGGAGGGCACCCCGUGCAAUUAAGGAGAUCCGCAAGUUUGCCGAGAAGAUGAUGGGUACCCCUGAUGUUCGUGUGGACACCAGACUCAACAAACACAUCUGGUCUCAGGGUGUUAGGAAUGUUCCAUACAGAGUACGUGUCAGGUUAGCGCGUAAAAGGAACGAAGAUGAGGACUCUGUGCACAGACUGUAUACCUUGGUCACGUAUGUGCCCUGUGCUUCAUUUAAAGGAGAGAAAGGCAAUGGAACUGGAAGAAAUUCUCGGCGGGUAAGGCCUGUGAUCUACGCUAUGGCCCAACCGAACAGGUCAGUUUUGGGCAUUUCCAAUAGAAAACGUCUCUCCUCGAUGAAUGGUGAUUUUAUAUACAUGCUGAAAGACUUGCGGAAAUCGGAAACGGCAACCAACGUCGUACACAACAAUCGGCUUGUGAAAGUAAAUAACGACAGAGAAAUACACAAAAUGCAAAAGGAGCACAUGCUCCAAGUUUCCAGCAUUAAGAAAAGCCAGGAAGCCAUUUAUAAGACAUUGGUAAGGGUAAACAGAGACAAAAUAAAGGCAACAAAGGAACGCUUUGCCAACACGCAGGAGGAUUUGCGUUCUCGAACCCAAAAGCUUCGGCUUAAAUUACUAGUCAGAAAGGUCGUCGAAAAGUUCAGGGAAAAUGUCCAAGAGAAGAACUUAGACAGGCGUGUGAUUACGGACCAGUCAGAUGGGAACGAAAUUAAAGUGAAAAUAUCUUCCUUUUUUCCUGCUGAUAAAAAGGAGAGCGACCAAACAAGUGAAGGCGAAAAGGAAGACGUGGAACGACCACCGAGUGAAUACCCAGUGGACACAGACUGUACAGCGGCAACUUACAACCUGGUAAAUCGGAACAAUAGGGGGAACAUGGUCGGACAGCUGAGUAGACCGACCUCUAGGUCUUCAUUUGAAGAUGCUAUCACGGCAGAAUAUCUGGACAGAGAAAAUGAAGCCUACAGAGACGAGCAUCAUGAUGAAAACGAUCACCAGAUGAUGAACGAAGGAGGGGUUAUCAUCACAGAAAUUGGUUCGCCAAAUGGUAAAGCAGCCUUGCCGCCAAAACGCACGAUAGUUGUGACGCUUCCGAAUCUGUCGUCUGAUUUCACAACGAUAAAGAAGAAGAAAGAUAAUGUAGCACCCAAAAUUGAAUCAUCAAUGAAAUGCAAAGAGUUAUGUGACUUUGAAGUCAAGGAAACGAAACCACAAGGGAAAAAGUCGCCGAACAGAAUAAAAAGUGGAACUUCGUCCUCCAGUGGAGGGAGCUAUAAAAUGGACGAUAACAAUACGAGAAUGAACAGACUGAAUGAUUUACCUUCACUGAAAGUAACCCUUGAUCAACUUAACUCAGGCACUUAUUCUGCUGUCUUCCAGAAUACAAAUAAUAUGCUGAACAAAGUGGAACACUUCCUGAAUACCUCAAUAAAGCCAUCAAGUGAUGAAGAUUAUCCGGGCACCCCAAAGGAAGGAGAAAGAUUAAAGCACCGAAAGACAAAUGUUAGAAACUCCUUAAUGGAUGCGUCCAGAAAAUCUGUCGGGAGAAGUAUACCCAUGGUAAGGGCGGAAGAUACAGAAACGGAGAAAUUGUCGGUGAUAGGGUUGAAUCCAAAGAACAAUGACAAUAUGGAAGGGAGAGCUUCUGCCUUGUCAGCUAAUUCUGUAAACAGUUCAAAUUCUAUGUCCAGACGGAUGAGUGUCCAAUGUGCAAACCGCAGACGGGCGAAAGCAAAACAGGAAAGGUUCCCCAAGCUUCAGGAGAAUGUUAACGAUUCUAAUGAAGGAAACCUGAGAGAAGGUCCCCCAAUUGUGUUUUUGGACACAAAAAUUGAAAAAUCAGUUAGACUGGAGAAGAAAACUCAAAGGAAGUUAAUUAAAUCUGAGCGGGCAAAACGGGAGUUACAAGUGGAAAAGAUGGACAAAUUUAUGGAGAACUUGCCACAAGAAGAUAAAGAAAACCAGUCUCCCCAACUCGUACCUACAAAACAGGAGAACCGGAAACAGACGGAAGUCACUUCAACAUCGCCUGUAAACACCGGCGAAACCAAGGAAGCGGAAGUAAAGAAACCGUCAAACAUGUCUGAUUUUGUAUACAGGGUAUUUCUACGUCAAAACCAAUUCGCUAGACUUCCGUCAUACAUGGACCCCAACUCUACUGAGGCCUUACGUCACUGUCGUUAUUUACGUCAUUAUAAAAGAAUGAACCAGACGGAAAAAAUAGCGGCGCGAUACGCCCGGAACUCGUGUUGGCAGUCCAAACCGUUCUCCGUCCAGGAAGAGUUCCGAGCGCUAAACCGCCACGGAUUUGUCCCAUCAUCUGCCUACUGAAUCUCAAGUUCAUUG